AUGGUGAACAUUCCGAAGUCGAGGAGGACGCUCUGCUCCGGCAAGUGCAAGAAGCACCAGCUCCACAAGGUCACCCAGUACAAGAAGGGCAAAGACAGUGUCCACGUGCAGGGUCGUAGGCGUUACGACAUGAAGCAAGCGGGUUUCGGUGGUCAGACCAAGCCCAUCUUCAGGAAGAAGGCCAAGACCACCAAGAAGAUCGUGCUUAAGCUCGAGUGCACCGUAUGCAAGAAGAAGCACUUCGCCAAGCUGAAGCGUUGCAAGACCUUCGAGCUCGGUGGUGACAAAAAGAGCAAGGGCUCUUCCGCCAGCUACUGA
This is a messenger RNA of Babesia bigemina, 318 nucleotides long. Its product is annotated as 60S ribosomal protein L44 protein, putative. Gene Ontology annotation, biological process: translation. The record is from RefSeq and is a predicted model, not a curated record. The transcript has 2 exons. The coding region runs from base 1 to 318 and encodes 105 amino acids. Lineage: Eukaryota; Apicomplexa; Aconoidasida; Piroplasmida; Babesiidae. Gene Ontology annotation, molecular function: structural constituent of ribosome. Gene Ontology annotation, cellular component: ribosome; cytosolic large ribosomal subunit.